GUGUAGGUGGGUGGAGAUACAAAAGAAACAAAAAAGCAUUUCAGACUGGGCACUUCCUUUCGCUGAUCUUGACUCAUAGCACUUGGAGUCUGUCCUUACGCACAAGUUUUGUGCCACGUUCUCCUGCUUGCAAUGGACAGACAAGUGACAUAUGCUGAUUUAAACUUAUCCAGGGGUCCUUGCCUGGAAAGUUCAUCAUCCCCAUCUCUUCCUCAGGACAUCUGUCAAGGUCCACCUUGGCAUCAGUUGGCUCUGAAACUUGGUUGUACUGGGGUUAUUCUUCUUACCUUGACUGUGAUUGGGUUGAGUAUUUCAGUAAUAUUCUUAAGACAAAACUUGUCAAUAGAAGAAAGCGGUGUGGAUGUUCACGAGAACAGGAAUGAAACUACAGAGAAGCCAGAUCUGUUAAAGUGCCCAAAAGAUUGGCGUCUACUGCGAGAAAAAUGUUUGUUUUUUUCUCUCGUUUCCAACACUUGGAACUACAGUCUAGCUGACUGUUCCACAAAAGAAUCCAGUUUGCUGCUUUUUCAAGAUCCAGAAGAACUGAGACACGUACAAAGCCUGAUACCUAAAAAAGAAUUUCUGUUUUGGAUUGGAUUAAAUUUAACAUUAUCAGAGAAGAAAUGGAAGUGGAUAAAUGGGUCAUUUUUAAAUCCAAACAUAUUACGUAUUGUUGGUUAUACUAAGAAAAACAGCUGUGUUUACGUCUCCCCGACAGGAAUUUUUUCUGAGAACUGUGACACAGACAAUAAAUGGAUCUGCCAGAAAGAACUACAACCUGUCAGAAAGAAGGCGUGUUCGGGCUCUUGACUACGCAUUCCCUCUCAAUUUCUCUACUUUCCAUCACAGGUCUCUGCAUCUACACAGCUAACCUGGCCCGAUGUGUAUCUAGAAGCACAAAGUGAACCAGUACUGACUAUUCUAAAACUGUUGUGAAUCUUACAGAAGUUCACGGCCUGACCUACUCAUUGUAUGAAUGAGGAAGCAAAUACAUAGGGAAACCAAGUAUCAUUUUAAGAUACAGUGACGUUCCGUGGAGAGAAGCCCAGACCAGUUGACUGGUUUCCAGUCUUGGCUUAUACCUGUGGCCUUCAUUGAUCCCCUCUAUGCUUUAGCUCACCUCUAGAAAAGUUACAGUAAAAGAUUUCUAAAGUCCUGUGGAUAUUUCAUGGUCUAUGAUUUUUCAUAUUAUCACACAACUGGAUUGUUCCAGAACAUUGGCCUAAGUCCAUUCUCUUGACUCUGAUAUCAGAAUCUCAUGACCAAAGGAUCUUGGGAAGGGACCUAAACUCUUCCCGCCAUUCCAGUGUUCUUCCUAUUUUAAUUUUCUCAUUACUUCUUUAUUUUCCUUCUAUGCCCCCUUCUCUCUAGGCUCACACCCAGGCUGUAGGAAAUAUGUAAUUAAGUUUUUCAUUAUUUAGUGGAAAAUAAGUGAUUUUUUUCAUCAAAAGGGAAAUAUUUAUUCAGAUAAAUGUCGGGAGUGUUCACUUUUUACAAAUAUGCCACAUUUUCUAUGGAGAUCAAACAAUAAUAAUCCUGGACUUAUUCUGUAAGGAGGUUUACAAUAAAAUUUCUGAAAAAUAGGUA
This is a messenger RNA of Felis catus (domestic cat), 1587 nucleotides long. RefSeq names its product killer cell lectin like receptor B1 (gene KLRB1). The record is from RefSeq and is a predicted model, not a curated record. Bases 133 to 810 code for a protein of 225 amino acids. The transcript has 6 exons. NCBI's taxonomy places the organism in Eukaryota, Metazoa, Chordata, Mammalia, Carnivora, Felidae.